Molecule: messenger RNA, 888 nt
Organism: Torulaspora delbrueckii
Lineage: Eukaryota; Fungi; Ascomycota; Saccharomycetes; Saccharomycetales; Saccharomycetaceae
Product: inositol monophosphatase family protein
Exons: 1
Coding region: 1-888 (295 amino acids)
Biological process (GO): signal transduction; phosphatidylinositol phosphate biosynthetic process; inositol metabolic process
Molecular function (GO): inositol monophosphate 1-phosphatase activity
Source: RefSeq, a predicted model, not a curated record
AUGACAUUGGAUCUACUGGCUAUAGAGAGCUUUCUGUGUGAUUUAGCCGUGAAUGAAGUCGGCCCAAUUAUCAAGUCCAAGUCUGGAACUCAGCAAAAUUAUGAUUUGAAGACUGGGUCAAGAGCGGUAGACCUUGUUACUGCGAUUGAUAAGCAAGUCGAAUCUUUAAUUUGGAAGACAUUAAGAGAAAAAUACCCAGAUUUUAGAUUUGUUGGCGAAGAGAGCUAUGUCAAAGGGGAAACUGUAAUCACUGAUGAACCGACUUUUAUCGUGGAUCCAAUCGACGGAACCACAAACUUCGUGCAUGAUUUCCCAUUUAGUUGUACAUCUUUGGGUCUUACGAUCAAGAAGGAGCCUGUCGUUGGUGUUAUCUAUAAUCCACAUUUGAAUCUGCUCAUCUCUGCCUCUUACGGAAAUGGUGUCAGAUUUAAUAGCGUAUCAUUUGAUCAUAGAAGUAAAAUUGAUUCGAUGGGACCACUGAUUUUAAACAAAUCUGUAGUGGCUUUGCAACCGGGAUCAGCCAGAGAAGGGACCAACUUCCAGACCAAGAUGGAUACUUAUCAAAAUUUACUGUCGUGUGAUGGUGGGUUUGUCCAUGGAUUCAGAAACUUGGGAUCAUCCGCCAUGACCAUGGCAUAUAUCGCCUUGGGAUACCUAGAUAGCUACUGGGAUGGUGGCUGUUACUCAUGGGAUGUGUGCGCUGGAUGGUGCAUAAUAAAGGAGACGGGCGGUAAGAUAGUCGGUGCUAACCCUUCAGAGUGGCAAAUUCAAGUAGACAAUCACUCAUAUCUGGUGGUCAGAGGGACCAGUGACCCAAAUAGAGAUGACCAAGACCAGUAUAUUAGAGACUUUUGGUCAAACGUGAAAGGAAAUCUACAUUACGAAUGA